Molecule: messenger RNA, 5033 nt
Organism: Anarrhichthys ocellatus (wolf-eel)
Lineage: Eukaryota; Metazoa; Chordata; Actinopteri; Perciformes; Anarhichadidae
Gene: miga2
Product: mitoguardin 2
Exons: 16
Coding region: 1026-2834 (602 amino acids)
Biological process (GO): mitochondrial fusion
Source: RefSeq, a predicted model, not a curated record
ACCUUGCGGUCUGUUCCGCUAUUCUAGUCGGCAUGUUGAAUUAACUAUCACCUGAAAUCCAUCCAGUUGUUUAGUGUUAUCUGAGCCGGUGUGUUGACACAGUACUUCAAGGCCCUGUCUAAUAAUUGACUAUAAUGUGUUCCUCUAUAUCCAGACCGUGGCUUCCGAUCCGCCUUUUUCAAAAUAAACGUGUCAUCUGAACGAUCUGAACACACACAACACAAACAUACUCGCAUACAUAGUAUGCAUUUAUACAAAAACAUGGCCUUGAAUCUUAGCGUUACAGUAAAUAGAAUAUGAUCUGAGAAGUACCUCGUAAGACAUACGCACCUAAACCUAUGUGAUUUUUGCACUUUUAUUCUGAAAGGCAUAUGCCACAACCAGAAACAAUGUCUUUAUAUCACUGUGAUUCACUAGCACUUUCACCAGGGCAAAUUUGCAAUGCCGCCUUCAGGCACCACUCGUAAAUUUACGAUACUUUGCGAAGGCUGAGCGCGAACGUCUUUACUUGUUCUUAAAACAUUACCAUGACAAAGGCAAGUCCUUGCACCACAAAAAAAGAGUACUAAUAUGAGCAAAAUACUGGCCAAAAUGUAAUUUUAUGUACCACGGGAACCUUUCUGACAGUUUUUACCUUCUAUUUUUUAAAGUGUGAUGAAAGCCGGACUUUAAUCUGCGAACUGUUUUUUUCCCUCUUUACGUCCAUCCGAUUGGUCAAGAAAAAAAGCAAACCUCUGUACUCCUUGUCCCAUUGGUUGGGUGACCGCGUCAGUAUCCAUACAUUUUUAAAGCCCCGCCUCCGAGCAGAAAAGCUAGUGUGCGGCUUUCACUGACUGUGACACAGGAAUGCCCUUCCCUGGUGCCCUCGGGUAAUAAAUCUACAGUCAGCCAUUGGACGAGCGUGGAGCACAAGCUUCGGGAGUGGAUGACGAUAGGCGGUUCGUCAGCAAGCCCUGAGCUGGCUGAUCUCAGAGCAGAGACGACACCUUGUACAGGGGGAACGUGAAGGCGUUUACAUUUCUGAGAUGUCACUCAAACGAGCAGACGGGAUGUCCAUCGCCCAGGCUUUGGCCAUGACUGUAGCAGAGAUACCGGUGUUUCUGUAUUCCACAUUUGGGCAGUCCAUAUUUUCUCAGCUGAAGCUUUCCCCGAACUUGAAGAAGGUGCUGUUUGCCACAGCGCUGGGCAGUGUCGCCCUGGCUCUCACCGCUCAUCAGCUGAAAAGGCGGGGGAGGAAAAGGAAGCAGGUGACACAAGGGAAGGAGGGCCAGAAGACAGUGGGAAUACCUGAGGCGCUGAUGAAGACGGGAAGACCCUCAUCAUUUAAGAGAGGCCCGUUUACUGGCCGACAGAUGAUGAGUCCCAGCAAUCGGAGCAAUGACACCAUGAGUGGAAUUUCUUCCCUGGCCCCUAGUAAACACUCAAGUUCCUCACACAGCCUGGCAUCUAUACGGGUCCCAAACUCUCCAAAUCAGUCAGCCAAUCCAUCCACCCCCUGGGAGGCAGAACCUGUGGUAGAAGAGUCAGGGGCAAUAGAGGAUGUAAAUGCAGAGAAUCUCUAUAUAUUGGGGAUGGAGCUCUUUGAGGAAGCUCUACGGAAGUGGGAACAGGCCCUGAAUAUUCGCCAUCACACCCCCUCGACCUCCAGCAGCAACAACAGCCUCGCUCUGCAGGGGGCGAAGUGUGAGGACUUUCCAAUGGCUGAAACCCGUAAUAAAGUGUUUGCUGAGAAGUUGGAGACACUACUGCACAGGGCGUACCACCUACAAGAGGACUUUGGCAGCAGUAUCCCAACAGACAGCGUGCUGGCAGAUUUUGUCAGAGUUUGUGGUGUUCCUUUGGCAGAGAGUGAAGGAACUCUGAUCUUGCCUCAAGUGGAGAGUUUCCACAGACUGCGAGAUGAUGAUGAUGCGACCACUGUUACCUCUGACGAGUCCUUUUUCUCGGCUGCAGAGCUGUUCGAUGCCUUGUCUUUAGAAGACGUCUACCAGCCACAUAAACCAGCAGCUCUCUAUGAAGAAGCCUUGUCUCUGGUCCGGGAGGGCAAAGUGUGCUAUAGGUCUCUGAGGACUGAAUUACUUGAAUGUUUUGGUGACCAAGACUUCCUUGCCAAGCUUCAAUGUGUGAGACAAGCAUUCCAGGUCCUGCUGUUAGAUGAAACUCAUCGCACGUUUUUCAUGGAGACGGGGAAGCAAAUGAUUGUAGGGUUAAUGGUGAAGGCAAAUAAGAGUCCCAAAGCCUUCCUGGAGAGCUACGAAGACAUGCUGCUUUACACCAAGAGGGAAGAAACGUGGCCCGUCACAAAGAUGGAGCUUGAGGGUCGAGGGGUGGUGUGUAUGAACUUUUUCGACAUCGUUUUGGACUUCAUCCUGAUGGACUCCUUUGAAGACCUGGAGAACCCUCCGUCCUCUGUGGUGGCUGUGCUGAGGAACCGCUGGCUCUCCGACAGCUUUAAAGAGACGGCUCUGGCAACUGCUUGCUGGUCUGUCCUAAAAGCAAAAAGGCGUCUUCUUAUGGUUCCUGAUGGUUUUAUCUCCCACUUCUAUGCCAUAUCAGAACAUGUGAGCCCGGUUUUAGCUUUUGGGUUUUUGGGAUCCAGGCAGCACCUAAGUGAAGUGUGCACCAUUUUCAAGCAACAAAUCCUGCAGUACCUGAAGGACAUGUUUGACCAUGACAAGGUCCGCUUCACCUCGGCCCAGUGCCUGGCCGAGGACAUCCUGAACCUUUCCCACCGCCGGAGUGAGAUUUUACUGGGGUAUCUGGGAAUCAGCAACCUUCUGGAGCUCAACGGGGCCCUACCAAGAGACACAGAGGGCCCUUCAGGGCCCAACUAAGACUACUAGGGUCACUAAGGGCUUCCGACUUGUGAGGACUUGUCUCUGCCUUGUUUGGUGAUGUGGACAAUUCCUAAACACACCUGCAUAAAGCGCUCCCAACACUGGAAGACCAGGCCUUCUACACUAUUACUCCACAGGGAUCGAGUCUCUCUGAGAACCAGUGGUUGCAUUGUAACCUUCCAUUCAUCUGACUUGUGGAAUAUCAUAGUGUUCAUAAUUAUGUGAAAAUAAAUGUGCGUUUGUAUGUUUUAUAUUAAAGGAGAAAGGAUAUUUGCAAAAACCAUAAUAAUUCCUGGCAGGCUUGGCCAGCGGAAGACUUGGAGGAUUUAAAUUAAUUUGUCUCUUUAAUCUGAAGAAGUAUUUAUUUAAUCCAAUGUGGUUUAAUGGCGCAAGCUUAGAUGUCAAAUAUCCAAGAGACUGUGUGAAUUGCAAAAAGUUCUCAUGUAAAACUAGUAAAGUGUGUUAACAUGUUACUCAUAUUGAAGUUUAAUUAUCCCAAAGUGUUAUUCGGACCCACAGCUGUCUCCUCUUGGACAUGGCGCUGAUCCAGCUAAGAUGCUAAAGUUUUGUAAAGAUUGACAUUCUCAGUGAUCUGAUCAGAUUUUCUUCGGCAAUAGAUGACGUGAAUAUUAUUAAUUGUAAGUGCCACAGAGGGUCAGAAAGAACGGUGCACACAGUUAUCUAAUACCACCUUUGUGUUAUGAUUGUUUGGAAACACACGUUGAUAUUUUCCAUCUCGGGCCACGUUUUAAAAUUGACCCAACCUCUAAAUGAAACGGUGCCAUUCUACUCGUCUUAGUAAGGAUAUUGUUCUGUUUCAUGAAGAACCGGGCAUUGUACAGUCGGACUGUAACCUACAUAAGUGCACUGAUGAAGAUAGAGCAUAGAGAUGACGAAGAUGCCAAGUUAAACUAAGUCUGGUUACUCCACCACUGUGAAAGCAGAUGUGUGUAAUGCAGACUGUAGGUUGGUUGGUGAAGAAAACUAAAUUAUCUUCAUGAAAUGCAAUGAGAAGAUUAUUUAUUUGAGCGGCAGUAUGUGUGAUUAUCGUUGCCCGUGUGAUUGAGAAAAGAGAAGACGUUUCUGUCAAAUCAUUUUUGGGGUCUCUCACUAGCUUUAUCACACAAAUCAGCAGCUAUUUGUUUUUCAUAAUCAUACAAGUGUGUGUUUUGUGGUCUUGAUCAAUUCAAAAUCCUGCUCUCGUUGCAACAAAUCUCUGAAAUUCAGAAAUGUUACAUGUCGCAAUACAAUACUGCUCAGAGUCGGCACUGUGGGACUAUUUCUGUUUCUGUCUAGCAUUUACAUCCUUCUAUAAAUUAAGCUUUUACUGUACAAGAAGACGUUUUGUUUUGCAAAUGUGCAGCUUUGUGUUUUUAAGCAUUUUGCACUUUAUCAGAAAAGCAGAAAGAUAUACAGGAAUGUCCAACAACCCUUUUUGUAAAAGCCGUUUAUAAGAGUUUAUCUGUACAAAUAUAUUGAAUUAUUUAUUGCAUCGUAGAACUGACAUGCUAUGGAUAACAUAGAGCUGACAUGCUGUACACUAUGGAAACUAUCGUUCCUGGAAAAAUAUUUUAUGAAAAUUAUUUAUUCUGGUUUUGUUUUAGUCUCCAUGUUUGAAAUGUUCAAAUUCUCCAAUUUUAACUUUUCACUGCUUGUCCCGUCCAAUCCAUUCUCCCAAGUUUCAGCCCUGUUAAUGUAGACUAUCAAGUAUGACUCAUGCAGGUAAAUGCAACUAAGCAAAGAUGCUAAAGUUUAGUCUUGUGUUCGCGUGACGGUCUGCUUUUUCUCUGUCCUGAGAUGACCAGAGAUUAAUCCCUCUGCAUGUGAACAUUCUCUGAAAUGCAUCAAUCAGUGUAUCUUUGCAACUUUUAGAUCUAGGCUCUAAUCGUUAGUUUUGAAAAUCCAAGUUACAAAGAAGCUAACUCAUAACGACUUGAAUGUCAAAAUUCGGGAAUGAACUGAAAUACUUUGCAUAUAUUCUAUAGAUUAAAGAGUUUUAUGAGGAUUGCAGACGGCCAAAAUGUAGAAAGACAUAUUUUUUCACUGCUGUACGUUACAAGUGUCCUAUUCAUGCCUUUUGUCUUUUCUAUUGUUAAAUUAAAAUGCCAGCACAAACUGUAAAUUGAUUUUGAUUCUCCAUAUUAAAUGUUAUUUUUUUGUUAUUAAACUACGUUUAUUACGCCUUUUCCCAACUGA